GAGGCAGGCAGAUCUGGGUGAGCUGGAGGCCAGCCUGGUCUACAGAACCAGUUCCAGGAUAGCCAAGGGUACACAGAGAAACCUUGUCUGGCAAAACAAACUAAGUCAAAUAAUAAAAAUUUAAAAACAAGGUACAGGAACUUUCCCCUUCCACCUUAAGCUGUUCUAUGUUCUCCUGGAUUGAACUGGGGCAUUCAUAGAGAUUAUUCCGUUUUCUUCAGCUCUGAGAGGAAAUCAAGAAUCAAAAGAAGCAAAGUCAUUUGUUUAACUGGGACAAGUAGUGUAAGAAGUCUGUAAGUGUAGGGCAAUCGUUGAACUAUUAAGGCGAACUUUAUUCUAGUAUGAUUUAUCUUCAAUCAACGUGUUCACAAAAGACUAAUUCCUUUUUCACUUAAGACAAGGUCUCAUAUAGUACAGGUUGGCCUUGCUCUUAACUGAGUAUGACUUUGAACUCCAUAUCCUCCAAAUGCCUCCUCUUCCUAAAUUGCUGGGAUUACAAGCGUGCUUGCUGUCUCAGAAAUUUAGAUCUCUAAAUUACUUCAACACUCGGUCACCAACAGAAAAUGGCAGAAACCCAGCCUACUCUACGCUAUAGCCUAUGAUCUGAAUUUGUUUAUUUAUGCCUAGGAAGGCAGCGGGACUUGCAGCAGGAGCUGAGCAAUGUUUCGGCACUCGGCUGCAGUUCCUUGAACGAUUGCUGGGGCGCUCUUCCUUUGAUGUCUGGGCGUUCGUGUGUUCGAUGAUCUUUUGCAGCGUCUUCUAGGUUGAUGUCUCCAGAGCGGCGGCGGCGGUGCCAGGUCCUGGACUGAGUUAUCCCGGAGACCCCGGGCUCUGGCCGCUUUCUUCCGCUGGUCGGUCGAGCGGACCCCUCGCUUCCUUCAGCCUCUCCCCGCCUUCCGUCCGUGGCUCCGUGCGCUCGUUGGCCUUCCGGCCGAGCUCUCACUCGCCUCGCAGCCAAGAACCUGACCUGGGCUGACUCUUAAGAUUGAAGAACAGUGAACUCAGUAUCCGUUGAGCCAAGGCUUGGACGCCUGCCUCUGAUACUGUCUGAAAGGAAAGCCUGAAUUCAAAUCUUGCUCUGGCUACUGACUUAUUUGAUUUCCAUGAGGACAGCUGACAAGGACCUGAAUGGCCUCAUUUUAGCUACUUCUGUCUGUGGAGCUAUUUCUUGCUCCUUCAGUUCUGAUCCCUGGUGCGACAGUGGCUCCUGAGCACCAUGAAAGUUGUCCCAGAGAAGAAUGCUGUACGAAUCCUCUGGGGCCGAGAGCGGGGCACUCGUGCCAUGGGUGCCCAGCGGCUUCUGCAGGAGCUGGUGGAGGAUAAGACUCGAUGGAUGAAAUGGGAGGGCAAGAGAGUAGAACUUCCUGAUAGUCCACGCUCGACCUUCUUACUGGCCUUCAGCCCAGACAGGACUCUCUUGGCGUCCACACAUGUGAACCAUAACAUCUAUAUUACAGAGGUUAAGACUGGCAAGUGUGUUCACUCUCUGAUUGGACACCGCCGUACUCCAUGGUGUGUCACUUUUCAUCCCACUAUCUCAGGCCUUAUUGCUUCUGGCUGCCUAGAUGGGGAAGUUAGGAUUUGGGACUUACAUGGUGGCAGUGAAAGCUGGUUCACAGAUAGCAACAAUGCCAUAGCUUCUUUGGCUUUCCACCCUACGGCUCAGCUCCUGCUGAUCGCCACUGCAAAUGAGAUCCAUUUCUGGGAUUGGAGUCGUCGGGAACCCUUUGCUGUGGUGAAAACAGCUAGUGAGAUGGAGCGUGUUCGUCUGGUGAGAUUUGAUCCACUUGGACACUACUUACUUACAGCUAUUGUUAACCCCUCUAAUCAGCAGGGUGAUGAUGAACCAGAAAUCCCUAUAGAUGGAACAGAAUUAUCUCAUUACCGUCAGCGUGCCCUCCUGCAAUCACAGCCAGUUCGCCGGACACCCCUCCUCCACAAUUUCCUGCAUAUGCUGUCCUCCCGCUCCUCUGGCAUCCAGGUGGGAGAGCAAAGCACAGUACAAGAUUCUGCUACCCCCUCACCCCCACCGCCUCCCCCUCAGCCCUCCACGGAGCGUCCCAGGACUUCCGCUUACAUCAGACUCCGACAGCGGGUCAGUUACCCCACCACAGUUGAGUGCUGCCAGCACCCUGGGAUCCUGUGCCUUUGCAGCCGCUGUGCUGGCACUCGAGUUCCUUCCCUCUUGCCACACCAGGACAGUGUCCCCCCUGCUUCUGCCAGAGCUACUACCCCUUCCUUUUCUUUUGUACAGACCGAGCCCUUCCAUCCCCCGGAGCAGGCUUCAUCAACGCAGCAGGACCAGGGCCUCCUGAACCGGCCGUCUGCCUUCAGUACAGUCCAGAGCAGCACUGCGGGCAACACGCUCCGCAACCUCAGUCUGGGUCCUACCCGUCGCUCUUUGGGGGGCCCACUGUCCAGCCACCCAUCUAGGUAUCACAGAGAACUAGCCCCUGGGCUGACAGGUUCUGAGUGGACCCGGACAGUACUCACUCUGAACUCACGUUCUGAGGUAGAAUCUAUGCCCCCACCGAGGACCAGUGCCUCCUCAGUGAGUUUGCUUUCUGUACUGAGACAGCAGGAAGGUGGCUCUCAGGCAUCUGUGUAUACUUCAGCCACAGAAGGGAGGGGUUUUCCAUCAUCAGGGUUGGCAACUGAGUCAGAUGGAGGGAAUGGUUCCAGCCAAAACAACUCAGGCAACAUUCGCCAUGAGCUUCAGUGUGACCUGAGACGCUUCUUUUUGGAGUAUGACAGGCUGCAGGAGCUGGAUCAGAGCCUGAGUGGGGAAACUCCCCAGACCCAACAGGCCCAGGAAAUGCUCAACAAUAAUAUUGAAUCUGAGAGACCAGGUCCUUCCCAUCAGCCUACCCCACACAGCAGUGAGAACAACUCCAACCUUUCUCGGGGCCACCUUAAUCGAUGCCGUGCUUGCCAUAAUCUUCUAACCUUCAACAAUGAUACCCUUCGUUGGGAAAGAACCACACCUAACUACUCAUCCGGUGAGGCUAGCUCUUCCUGGCAUGUCUCCACUACUUUUGAGGGCAUGCCACCGAGUGGCAACCAACUACCACCUCUUGAGCGGACUGAGGGCCAAAUGCCUAGCUCCAGCAGGCUGGAGUUGAGCAGUUCUGCUAGUUCACAAGAGGAGAGGACUGUGGGGGUGGCCUUUAACCAGGAGACCGGCCAUUGGGAACGAAUUUAUACCCAGUCCAGCAGAUCUGGAACUGUAUCACAGGAGGCCUUACAUCAAGAUAUGCCUGAGGAAAGCUCUGAGGAAGACUCCCUGAGGAGGAGGCUGCUGGAGUCUUCCCUCAUUUCAUUAUCCCGUUAUGAUGGAGCAGGAUCCAGAGAGCACCCAAUUUACCCAGACCCAGCGAGAUUAUCUCCUGCUGCAUACUACGCCCAGAGGAUGAUCCAGUAUCUCUCAAGGAGAGACAGUAUUCGCCAGCGCUCCAUGCGCUACCAACAGAAUCGGCUUCGUUCUUCCACCUCCUCUUCUUCCUCAGACAACCAGGGUCCAUCAGUAGAGGGAACCGACUUGGAAUUUGAGGACUUUGAGGACAGUGGUGACAGAUCUAGGCACCGAGCUCCCCGAAAUGCCCGAAUGUCUGCACCGUCACUUGGACGCUUUGUCCCAAGGCGUUUUUUGCUGCCUGAGUACUUGCCUUAUGCUGGGAUUUUUCAUGAGCGUGGACAGCCUGGCUUGGCUACUCAUUCUUCUGUUAACAGGGUCCUGGCAGGGGCAGUAAUUGGAGAUGGACAGUCUGCUGUGGCCAGUAACAUUGCCAAUACUACCUACAGGCUCCAGUGGUGGGACUUCACCAAGUUUGACCUUCCAGAAAUCAGUAAUGCCUCCGUGAAUGUCCUGGUACAGAACUGCAAGAUCUACAAUGAUGCCAGCUGUGACAUUUCUGCAGAUGGCCAGCUCCUGGCAGCUUUCAUCCCGAGUAGCCAGAGGGGCUUUCCUGAUGAAGGCAUCCUGGCAGUGUAUUCCCUGGCCCCCCAUAACUUGGGGGAAAUGCUCUACACCAAGCGAUUUGGUCCCAAUGCCAUUUCUGUAAGCCUGUCCCCAAUGGGCCGAUACGUUAUGGUGGGCUUGGCCUCACGAAGGAUCCUGCUGCACCCCUCUACAGAGCACAUGGUAGCCCAGGUCUUCAGGCUGCAGCAGGCCCAUGGUGGUGAGACUUCCAUGAGGAGAGUUUUCAACGUCCUUUACCCCAUGCCUGCUGACCAGCGGAGACAUGUCAGCAUCAACUCUGCCCGCUGGCUACCUGAGCCAGGGCUUGGUUUGGCCUAUGGCACCAACAAAGGAGACCUGGUGAUCUGCCGACCAGAGGCCUUAAACUCUGGCAUUGAGUACUACUGGGACCAGCUAAAUGAAACGGUCUUCACUGUCCACUCAAGUAGCAGGAGCAGCGAGCGGCCUGGAACCAGCAGAGCCACAUGGCGGACAGACAGAGACAUGGGCUUGAUGAAUGCAAUUGGGCUGCAACCUCGGAACCCUACCACCUCUGUGACAUCUCAGGGCACCCAGACUCUGGCCCUCCAGUUGCAGAAUGCUGAAACACAGACUGAGAGAGAGGAAGAGGAACCAGGGACAACAUCCUCAGGUCCUGGUGAAGGCGAGGGCUCGGAAUAUGGUGGCAGUGGGGAAGAUGCCCUCAGCCGGAUCCAGAGGCUAAUGGCCGAGGGUGGCAUGACAGCUGUGGUACAGCGAGAACAGAGUACCACCAUGGCCUCCAUGGGUGGCUUCGGCAACAACAUCAUCGUUAGCCACCGCAUUCACCGCAGCUCCCAGACAGGCACAGAGUCAGGGGCUGCUCAUACUUCCUCACCCCAGCCCUCCACCUCUCGAGGACUACUCUCAGAACCUGGGCAACUGGCAGAGCGAGGACUAAGCCCCCGGACAGCCUCCUGGGACCAGCCUAGUACCUCUGGAAGGGAACUACCCCAGCCAGCCCUGUCCUCUUCCUCCCCUGUCCCCAUUCCAGUUCCCCUUGCCAGCAAUGAGGGACCAACCAUGCACUGCAAUGUGACCAAUAACAGUCACCUUCCUGAGGGUGAUAGUAGCAAUGCGGGGGAAGCUGCAGGCCCUAGUGGGGAGCCACGGAACCGAUAGAGACAGAACCAGGUACUGGUACCUCCCUCAAGCUGCUGAGCAGGAACAGGACCUCACAGCUGGCUGGGAACUGGACACAGAAGAGCUGAUGCUUGCAUCCAGGAACAGGAGCAAUGAGAGGGUGGGGCAGUGGGUAAGGGGCAGUCCAACUGGCAAGGCUGGCCUGGGGUACUAGAGCCUUCCAUGAUCUAGAGCCCAGAAGAGCCUCACUACUGAACCUGGUGUGAAUGAAGAAGCAAGGGUAUCUCUGCUAUGAGCCCCCAUUUCUGCUAGGAUCACUGACCUAGGGGAUUCAACCCUGGGCAUGAGCCCCAGAAGAGCGAAGUCUUCCAGAGCUAGACCACAUCAUCCUGGACAGAAUGGUGGGGCAGUUCUUCUCCGCCCACUACUGGAGGGAAGAGCCACCAGGAGCAGAGGAGCAGCCCCCCCCCCCAAUUGCUUCCAUCUUUAAAACUUCCAGAGUUCCAGCCUCUCUCAUCCUCUUAGCCCACAGAGACGGAAAAGUCAGGCCCAGCUUCCAUGCCAGUGACUUGUUACACUCACGAGUGCGACACCUGUGGAGUGAAGGAGAUAGCCUACUUGACUGACACAGGAUGGAGUCGAUACACGGUGGUGGACAGGUCCUCAGGAGUGGGGGGUGUAGGCUGGCCCGCCCCCAGCAUGUCCACCAAGCUCCGCCCUUCCACAAGACCUUCCGUGCAGCACCUAUGGGUGUCAGUAUUACCUAAGCAUAGGCCAAAGCCAGCCCAAGGUUGGAGGGAGGAGAUUCCAGGUCAGAAUGUGAGGUCUUGGUCUGUGAUUUGAGGUGUUGCAUGUGGAAUCCUGAACUGUACGUGUAGUUUUUAGUGGAGAAAUCAAGGCUCUGAUCAUUUUGUUUUUAGUAUGAAAAUGUGAUUUCCUUUCUGUUUGUCACUCAUCAUAGAAACAUUGUGGUGGGAGGAGAGGGGACAGUCUACUGCUAAUGAGGGAGACACCAAAGAUCUACAUCAUUAAAAUGAUGACAUGCCCCUCA
Messenger RNA from Rattus rattus (black rat), 6131 nucleotides. It is a transcript of the gene Ambra1, whose product is annotated as autophagy and beclin 1 regulator 1. Gene Ontology annotation, molecular function: protein binding. Gene Ontology annotation, biological process: autophagy. The transcript has 19 exons. Lineage: Eukaryota; Metazoa; Chordata; Mammalia; Rodentia; Muridae. The record is from RefSeq and is a predicted model, not a curated record. The coding region runs from base 1217 to 5119 and encodes 1300 amino acids. Gene Ontology annotation, cellular component: intracellular membrane-bounded organelle.